AUUAAGGACUGCUAUUCCUGUUUUUGUCUCUCAGGGAUUCAGUUUCGUCUCCCUUCUUCCUGUAGUGUGGACCGCGCUCAGCCACCUCCAGUGGUAUCAUAUCCUCCCAGUUACAAGAAGACUCCACCUCCUGUGCCCCCGCGCACCACCACCAAGCCUCUUAUCUCUGUGACAGCCCAGAGCAGUACAGAGUCCACCCAAGAUGCCUACCAGGAGGGCAGGUAUCCACGGGGCGGUCUGUGGACCACCGACAGCCUCGGUCGUCCCAUCUACAGCUCCAUGGACAGCCUGGACAGCACCAAGGCGGUCACCAUGGCCAUGGAGUCAGCAGCAGGCAAGAGGCAUGCUUCUUUGGGCAGUCACACCUCCGUCCAGACAUGCGAUAAAGCAGUGCUGGUGUCCAAGGCUGAGGAGUACCUCAAAACCCCACGCUCAUCUAUUGGGAUACAGGUGGAAACUGUGACAGACUCUGAGACUGAAAGUAAAGGCCUUCCUCAGUUCCAUUCGAUAGGCAUCCAGGUGGAGGAUCACAAACGGCAUGGGAGGUUCAAGCGCUCCAACAGUGUGACCACUGCAGUACAAGCAGACAUGGAGUUGGAGGGCUUUCCCUCCAUGGAGGACAAGGGCCUGCAGUUCGGUGGAGGCUUCGGUCGCCACUCCGAGCCCAGCACGCCCACGCAGUAUGGGGCCAUCCGCACGGUGCGCACACAGGGCCUGUUCAGCUACAGGGAGGACUACCGGCCCUCCAGCGGGCACUCCAGCCCUCAGCCUGAACCCUGGCUGGUCCAACCCAGUCUGGAGAGCACCGAGACGGGCCGAGUGUCCCCCCUCCGCAGGGACGGUAGCUGGUUCAUGCAGCUCCUUCACAAUGAAACCAAGCGGCUGGAGGGAUGGUGUAAAGAGAUGGAGAGAGAAGCAGAGGAGCAUGACCUGACGGAGGAGAUCCUAGGAAAAAUCCGGAGUGCGGUGGGAAGUGCUCAGCUACUAAUGUCUCAAAAGUUUCAGCAGUUCUACUGGUUAUGUCAGCAGAAUCUGGACCCCAGUGCCAUGCCCAGACCCACAUCUCAGGACCUGGCUGGGUUCUGGGACCUCCUGCAGCUCUCCAUCGAUGACGUCACUGCCAAGUUUGAUGAGCUGCAGCAGAUCAAGAGCAACGGUUGGCAGCUGGUGGAGAGCCCAGAGAAGAAGGAGCGGAAGUGGCCCCCACCUCUUCCAAAGCGGCCAUCAAAGGGCCGUGGCGGCAUCAUGCGGGAGCGCUCUCUGGACCUUCAGGACCGCCAGCGACAGGAAGCGCGCAGACGCCUCAUGGCAGCCAAACGAGCAGCUUCUUUCAGACAGAACUCAGCCACAGAGAGGGCAGACAGCAUCGAGAUCUACAUCCCUGAAGCCCAGACGCGGCUUUGAGGUCCACAGAUUCACCCUUAGCCCCUGUUGUCCACUUCCACUCAACACCAGCUCGUGGAGUCACAUCCAGCCUGCUGUCACCAUCUGUCACUGCUCGCCCAGUCUCUCAUCACCCGUCGCCAUUCUCUGGGUUGUCACAACUGAAGCUACACUAGGCAAGAGAUCAGUUGUAAAUGCAUCUUUUUUAUCAGCUUCAGUCACAAUGUGGCACUGCCAUAGGAACAUAAUGCCCCAUUUCCCCUGAAAGAGUAUUAAUACAAGAAUUAAAACAAAGUUCAAUACUAGGAAAACUGGACACACCAAUUUAAGACAUUUUGCCUAUUUUUCAGUAAAAACUGAUCCCAGGUCAGCUGGAUUGGUGAGCAUGAACCACUACCAUUUGAAGUUGCCUAGUGUAGCUUUAAACCUACAUGGUUCUGCAUCAUUAGAAUGAGCUGCUAUAUCCCCAAAAUAAACAUUUCACCUGGUAUUUAUUUCCAUCCCUCAUAUAUAUAUAUAUCAAGUUGUUAGUUUUUUCCUCAUUGCCAUUAAAGCUGAAACUCCAGUCGUCUCCAUAGUUGCCAUUGCGUCACUCUGAGUAAGGGGUAAGGCUACAUCGUCCACAUUCAAAGUGAGACACGCAACUCUUCAAACGUUU
Molecule: messenger RNA, 2041 nt
Organism: Eleginops maclovinus (Patagonian blennie)
Lineage: Eukaryota; Metazoa; Chordata; Actinopteri; Perciformes; Eleginopidae
Product: disks large-associated protein 2
Exons: 8
Coding region: 280-1404 (374 amino acids)
Biological process (GO): signaling
Cellular component (GO): glutamatergic synapse; postsynaptic specialization
Molecular function (GO): molecular adaptor activity
Source: RefSeq, a predicted model, not a curated record